CGAACAUCCCCGUCGGUACUCGGUAUGCCUACCGUAGGUAGGUCCAGGUAGAAACACUGCCUCUAUUUUAUUUUUCUUUGCUUUACUCUAUUACUCACAUCCCCUACGACGACAGCUGAGCUUACUGCCGUCCCAGCAGAGUCAGCAAGAAGGCAAUUGGACCUGGUCUGUCUGUCUCAGUCUCUCUCGUUGUCCGAACCGACCCUCCUCCGACCCUCCUCCGACCCUCGAGAAAACCGGCGCACUGCAGUCGACUCGACUCGCUACAAAGAUGGCGACCGUCAUGAAAAACGCAAACACGCUCCGCAAAGCCCUAAACACGGGUUCGGGCCUCUCGUUCGGGGCCUGGCAGAUGCUUCCGGGGUCACAUCUGUCGCGGACGAUUGCGCGGGCAGGAUAUGAUUGGAUCUGUAUUGAUUGCGAACAUGGGAAUAUUGCAGACAACGAAAUGCACGAGUCCGUCCACGCCAUUGCCGCCUGCAACGUCAGCCCGAUUGUGCGGAUCCCCGCCAACGAAGGGUGGAUGGUCAAGCGAGCCCUGGAUGCCGGAGCGCACGGAAUCAUUGUUCCGUUGUUAUAUAGCGUCGAAGAUGCGAAGAGACUGGUUCAGACGGCCAAGUUUCCUCCGGCCGGCAAGAGAGGGUUUGGCAGUCCGUUUUCUAUGGGCGCGUUCGAUGUCAAGGGCGACUUGUCUGGUUAUGAGUAUAUGAAGAAUGCGAAUGAGAAUCUUUUGACUGUUGUUCAGAUUGAGACUAAGGAGGCUUUGGAGUCGGUCGAGGAAAUUGCCAAGGUUGAUGGCAUCGAUGUCCUUUUCAUCGGACCCUGGGAUCUGGGUAACAAUAUCGGAUACCCAGUCACCGGAGAUUUUGCUCCAGAACUUAAGGCAGCUAUUGAGAGGAUCCUGAAGGCCGCUCAGGCUGCAGGUAAAAAGUCCGGGAUUUACUGCCCCUCUGGCGAAUUUGCCAGACGAUAUGCCGAUAUGGGAUUCCAAAUGAUCUCCGUCGUCAACGAUAUGACUGCCAUCCCCACGUUCAUGGCAGAAUCGCUGUCAAAGGCCAAGGGCUCAUAUGGCCAUGCGGCCGCCCAAGCUGUCAAGGGAGCAGCAUAUGGAGCAGUCAACUUGGUGUCCCAGGAUCAGAAGAAAUGAAUAAAAAUUCAUUGUCUCUUUCCGAGCGUCUACCAAUAAAAUAUACCUACCCCACAAACUGGGUAGUACGUCACUCAUAUAAAAAAUCAAUGUUGUUCGACCUCG
Exophiala dermatitidis NIH/UT8656 is the source of this 1252-nucleotide messenger RNA. RefSeq names its product 2,4-dihydroxyhept-2-ene-1,7-dioic acid aldolase. The record is from RefSeq and is a predicted model, not a curated record. The transcript is spliced from 4 exons. Gene Ontology annotation, molecular function: aldehyde-lyase activity. The coding region runs from base 272 to 1147 and encodes 291 amino acids. Lineage: Eukaryota; Fungi; Ascomycota; Eurotiomycetes; Chaetothyriales; Herpotrichiellaceae. Gene Ontology annotation, cellular component: cytoplasm.